Phascolarctos cinereus (koala) is the source of this 5170-nucleotide messenger RNA. It is a transcript of the gene GOLIM4, whose product is annotated as golgi integral membrane protein 4. Lineage: Eukaryota; Metazoa; Chordata; Mammalia; Diprotodontia; Phascolarctidae. Gene Ontology annotation, cellular component: Golgi apparatus; Golgi membrane. The record is from RefSeq and is a predicted model, not a curated record.
UCCCGGAAUCCCGUUGGCCGGAGGAGCGGGGCUGGUGGGUGACACGUAAGUUGAGUGGGAGGCUGUGGCGGCCCCGGCAGGGCCAGAGGCAGCGGUGGAAGCGGCAGCGGUCAGUCCCUCCUGGCCCAGACGCGCAGUGCCCCCCAGCCCAGCCCAGCCCAGCCCAGCCCAGCCCAGGCCAGUCCAGCCCAGCUCACCCCACCCGCGAUGCGCCCGGGCUAAAGAGCCGCCAACGGACCGGGACCAGCCUCUCUUCCCCUUUGUCCUACUCUCACCCUCCUUUAGGUGGCAACAAAGUAGCGCCCGGAGCCGGAGCAGCCCGGCUCAGAGCCGGCCUGUCUGGACCCUGCCCGGUCUGAAGCCGGCCGGCCCAGCCCAAGCCGCCAGGAGCCCGAGAGGGCCGGAUCCCGGGGGCACAGGGAAGCGGCUGCUGGCCGCCAGCUCGGCCCUGCGGGGCCAGGGACAGAGGGAGCCCCGGCAGCCCUCACCGAAGCAUGCAAAGGGCCCCCGCGCGGGCGCCAGCACUCGGGGAGAGCGCACUCAGGAAAAGUUUGCUGCUCCGCUGCUGCCCCAAGGAGUUGGAGUUGGAGCAGCCGUGGCGGUAGCGGUGGCGACGUCGAUGGCAGCCCGCCCAGCAGUGCCAGGGGGCUGAAGCGAGCGCGCCGCUGUACCCGGGGGUCCUGCGUUGACGGCGCCUCCUCCCUUCUUUCGGACCCGUACCCGAUGCUGCUGCUGCCGGGUGCUGCAGCCCCCUCCUGCUGCGGCGCCUGCAGCUGUUGAGGCGCUUGGGGCGCAGAGGAGGAGAAGGAGGAGGAGGAGGCUCGGGGGGCCAAAGCGGGGACUAUGGGAAACGGGAUGUGCUCCCGAAAGCAGAAACGGAUCUUCCAAACGCUGCUGCUGCUCACCGUGGUGUUCGGCGUCCUCUACGGGGCCAUGCUCUACUACGAACUGCAGAGCCAGCUGCGCAAAGCCGAGGCGGUGGCGCUCAAGUACCAGCAGCACCAGGAGGCCCUCUCAGCCCAGCUACAAGUUGUAUAUGAACACAGAUCAAGACUAGAAAAAUCUUUACAGAAGGAAAGACUUGAACACAAGAAAGCGAAAGAAGAUUUUCUGGUUUAUAAAUUAGAAGCACAAGAAACACUAAAUAAAGGAAGGCAAGAUUCCAACAGCAGAUACAGUGCGUUGAAUGUACAACAUCAGAUGUUGAAAAGUCAGCAUGAGGAGCUGAAGAAGCAGCACAGUGACCUAGAGGAGGAACAUCGAAAGCAGGGCGAUGACUUCAGCCGGACCUUUAGUGACCACAAGCAGAGAUACCUCCAGCUUCAGCAAGAGAAGGAGCAGGAGCUGUCCAAGCUAAAGGAAACAGUUUACAAUUUGCGAGAAGAGAAUAGACAGCUAAGAAAAGCACACCAAGACAUGCAGACGCAGCUUCAAGAUGUGAAGCAACAGCAUAAGAAUUUACUCACCGAGCAUGAGCACCUAGUAGUGACUUUGGAAGACCACAAGAGCGCGCUAGCGGCUGCGCAGACCCAAGUGGCUGAAUAUAAACAGCUGAAGGAUACGCUUAAUAAGAUUCCGAGCUUCCGAAAGCCCGAUAGGGUGGAAGAACAAAAUGUCAUCCAGGCAGCACCUUCCCGCCAAGGCGCUUUCAUUGCCAAAGAGAGGAAAAUCACUGAGGAGCCAAAGGAGGGUCCCCACAGUAACGAAAAAUGGCAGGACCAGGAGCAGGCCGUUGGGAAGAGGACAGCAGAGACCAAAUCCUUGCAUCCCACCCCAAGAGAGGUGGAGUUCCACGCUGGAGACACACCAAGCCAGCGAGAGGAGGAGGAGCCCAGGAGAAGAGAGGAGGAGGCGGGGCAGGUGGAAGAGGAGAGCAAGAGGGAGCUCGAGGAGGAGGCGAUGGAGCAGGUGGGGCAGGCUGAGCACCUGGUGGAAGAGCAGGAUCAGGCUGCCGAAGAGCAGGAGCAGGCGUGGAAGGAGCCGCAGGAGCAGAGAGAAGAGGAAACCAACUCGCUGACAGAGCAUGCUCAUCCAGAGGCGCGUCCUUCAGAAAAGGCUGUGACGAAGGCCAAAUCGGCUUACGAGGAGCAGCUAGAACAGCAGCGGCUGGCGGCCAGGCGGGCCGAAGAGGCCCAGCAGCUCAGAGAACGGCAGGAGGCUUUGCAUAAGCAGAGGCUGCAGGAGCACUUGCUGAGGCAGCAGCGACUUCAAGACAGAGAACUGGCCUUGCAGCGGCAGGCUGCGCACGAGGACGAGCAGCGCCGUCAAAAGCGCCUGCGGCAGCAAACACGUUAUGAUGCUAUGGAUAACGAUAUCGUCCAAGGAGCAGAGGAGCAGGGGAUCCAAGAGGAAGAAGGGGGCGCCUAUGAAAGAGACAACCAGCAUCAAGAUGAAACUGAAGAUGAUACACAUAGAGAGAAUGAGCCCCGAGGACAAGUACAACAGGCAGAUAACCCUCAACGUGAUCAAGCAGCUGGUGAGGACGUAAAUCCUGCCGAUGACCCAAACAAUCAAGGAGAGGACGAAUUUGAGGAAGCAGAGCAAGUAAGGGAAGAGGCCUUGCCUGAGGAGAAUGAGGUGCCCAAGCAGAGCAGUCAGAAGCGAGGGAACGCCGAGAUGGAGGAGCAUUUGGUGAUGGCAGGAAAUCCAGACCAGCAGGAAGAUAAUGUCGAUGAGCAGUACCAGGAAGAAGGCGAAGAGGAGGGUCAAGAAGAUUUGACUGAAGAGAAGAAACGGGAAUUGGAGCAUAAUGCCGAAGAGCCAUAUGGGGAGAAUGAUGACAACGUGGAUGAUAAGAACAAUGACGCCCAAGAACAGGCAGCUCGAGAAGUAAACCCCCGAAGAGGCCGUGAAGAAAACUAUGAGGAGGAAGAGGAGGAAGAGGAAGGCGGGGCUGUGGAGAAAGCUCGCGGCCGAGCGGAAAUGUGAAGCUCUGGGGGGGCUUCAGCAGAGGGCUCCUCUUCAAUCUGCUCCUGGACAGUGUGCCUGCUGGACACUAGGAUAUUUAAGGACAAUUCAGAGCUGCAACUUUUUUUUUUACUUUUAUAUUAGAUGCCCGCAUUCCUUUAUAUGAAUAUAAUAUUUUGAUAUUCUAGGUUAGUGCUUUUUUUGUAUACAGGCUAAACACGAAGAAAGAGAAGCACAUCCGAGACAAACCGUAGGCUCUGACUCACGUCUUCCUUUCUUUUUGGGUGGCCAGUAGGGGUGGUGACACCAUCAAGCUUGUUAAUUCUGUUUGUGUUUACCCCAGGCAUUUCCAAGCAUCUCGUUUCUGACACAUAUCCCAUCCCAACAAGCAAUGUAGGCAAAAAACAAGUGGGGCUCUGGGGCCCAUAGACCACAGAUGGUUAGGUCGGUAAUUGUGUUCCCAAGUUCCUGUGUUCAACUAGGUAAGAAUUUUAAGACGCUAGGUUAUAGGGAAGGUGCUGACCUGCACUGAUAUAGAGUAUUUGCUCUCAUGGGAGUCCCUACGCCCAUGAUAUCUGUAACCCUAUAUUAUUUCAUGUUGGUGUCUUCAGAAUAUUUUGUUUAGCCCUAGUCUGAUUCCAAUACCAGAUGCCCAUGCAGGUGGUAUACACUUGACCAAGCCUCUAAUUCCCAUAUAUGGCCAAUGUCUUUUUUGGACAAUCAGAUUCAUAUUAGUGAAAGUGCGUGCAUGUGUGUGUGUGUGUGUGUGUGUGUGUGUGUGUGUGUAAGAUUUCCCAUUGCUGCUUCUGGAGGAUGUACAACACUAUAAUCACCUAAGGAGCAGUUGGGCCAAAUAGCAGGAGUAUCCCAGUGGCACUAGAAUGACGUGAGAUGCCUGUAGACCACUUACCUAAGUCAUUUUAAUGGUCAAGUGAGGCAGGGUGAACCAGCACCUUAGAGUUGUUUUGUUUUGUUUUGUUUUGUUUUUAGAAAGAGGCUUGGUACACUUCUUCUCAGCAGCUUUUUUUUGUUUUUCCUCAGUAUUCAUGUUGAGUAUUUUGACUUUGUUCUUUCUGGAAUUAGCUGGUAGCAUCAGGAUUGUCAAGGUUGUGCCCAGUCCGUCUUGGCCGUUUUUCAGAUCGCUUUGCUAUCACUUACUUACUUAAGCACCAGCUGUCAAAAUGUAGUCCAUCAGAGUGAAGAUAUAUUUCCCUAAGCAUACCAUUUAACGUAAUCGUUUUGCAUGGAACUAUAUAUAGCAAGGCAUUAUACAUUCAGAUAUAAUAUACUCAUGACUUUCGUUGGCAGCGGUUAAGUCUGCUUUCUCUCCCCCCUCCAACCCCCCAUACAUAAGGCAUGAUGGUAAUUCUGAUUUAAUGAAGCUCUUUAAAAAGUCAGAAUUUCCCAGAAUGUUCUGGUUUUGGAAGUUGAGUGUUUUGUACGUUCAACACUUACAUCCUACCAUAAAGUGAAUCAUCCCUUUAGGAUGCAUGGGCCAGUGUUUCCUGGAUUUGGUUGUGGGCUGUGCUGCAAUGACUGUGGAGAUCACUUCUCCCAGGGGGUCUGGAAAGAAGACACUUUCUAAGAGGGAAAAACUGCCGAAGGGAGGGGUGCUUGAGAGCUAUGAUUUUCCUCCCAGAUGAUUGUCAGACUUUAGUGACAUGUAAAUGUUAGAGUUGACUUAGUUCAGAAAAGAUAAAAGAAAAAAAAAACAUUUUAACCAUCUAAUUAAGAGCCUCUUCCAAUUAAUUUCCCAUUAAGUUUUCUUAAAAUGCAUUUCUGUUCCACAGAGGACUACAUUUGUUUCAAAGCUGGAUGUGAAUGCCACCAGCAAUAAGGGGUUAAAUGCAUAAGAAAACAUUUUUUUAAAACCCAUAUACUUUUGUAAUUUGUAUUAAUUCUUUCCAAGUAAUGAAAAGAAGUUAUGUUCUUACAAUUUUGAUAUUGAUGUAAUUUACCCUUUAAAAAAACUAACUUUUAUGUUCAUUUCUAGUUUUGACUGUUCCUGGCUGACUGUUUUUGUAAUUAUGCAUAGAAAGGUUUCAUUCAAAUGUAUUUUGGGGUUUUCUAGGAAUCAUAAAUCAACUUUUACCUUAUGUAUAAAAACUCACUGUAAUGUAAAAUGUAUAAUAUUGUACAUAAUCUUCAGAAUACAAUUAUUUUGGUAAAUUAGUUUGUAUUUUAAUGUCCCAGUGGCAAUAUUUAAUUAUUUGAGGCAUAAUAGAAUUUGGUUAUAGAUAAUAAAGUCAAAAGACAGAUGGUA